AAUAACCCUCUUGCACCACGUGAGCGGAAGUAUGUGACAUCAUCAAAAUAGUGUACGCCUGGGUAGCGUCUGUUACCCUGCCUGGAUUACUACAUUUAGGGAUCGUUUGAAUUGCAAACGCUAUGUUCCGUUUCAUGCGUGGCGUUUGUCGCUUUGAUUGACCGCUCGGUAUCGAGUGCGACGGCUCUGUUUAUUUCUUCUAGAUAUCGAAAACACUAUGGUGGAGCAGUCCGACCGCGCUCCGCUGCUGGACUGGGAGGAGGUUCCCCCGGCCGAACUUGCCCCAACGGCUCCAUCACCGGAGACUGAGGAUUCAGUGCAGUCUGGUCUGUCUAGUUACCCGACCGAGGGCGGUGUACGGGCAGACAUCUCCCUGAAUGCAAGCCCGGCGACACCGAGUAGUGUAACAGCUGUUUCAGAUGAAAGUGCACACUCUCCCCAGAAACACAGCGGCCCGGGAGGAGAUGCUUCCGCCGCUGAUGAAGAGGGAGACUGCGCCUUUCAUGGACUGUCAAUCAGGGAUCGGAGGAUCGCUGGAUGGGAAGAAAAAGAUCAAAUUGUUGCAGUGUUUGUUGUGACUUUCGACACAAGAUCUGGGAACAUGAUAGAAUGGUGCCUACCUCAAGAUGUAAAUCUGGAGGGAGUAGAGUUCAAGUCUAUGGCAAGCGGCUCUCAUCGGAUCUCAAGUGACUUCAUAUAUUUUCGUAAAGGCUGUUACUUUGGACUAGCGUGCUUUGCCAACAUGCCCGUGGAGAGUGAGCUGGAACGAGGAGCUCGGAUGAAAUCUGUAGGGAUUUUGUCUCCUUCUUACACACUGCUAUACCGUUACAUGCACUUCCUGGAAAAUCAAGUCCGGCACCAGUUGCAGUGCCCAGGUCAGUAUUCUCCACUGGAAGCUUUCUAUGAGGACAAAAAAGCAGUGUUGCCUCUGGGAGGAAACGGUUUGGUCACAGCCUGCCCGACCAGUGCUCUUGGGCCCAUGGUCAACCGCUGCAUGCAUCCAGAGAUGAAGAUCACGCACCCAGCUGGCUGCAUGUCCCACUUCAUCCGCUUCUUUGGAGAGCAGAUCAUGGUGCUCUGGAAGUUUGCUUUGCUCAGGAAACGCAUCCUCAUUUUCUCUCCUCCCCCUGUCGGUGUGGUCUGCUAUCGGGUAUACUGUUGCUGCUGCCUUGCUAAUGUAUCCAUUCCUGGGAUGGGCGUUUCUGUUCCGGAGUUCCGCCCUUUCUUCUACAUCAAUGUUGCUGACAUCUCCGCUCUUGAGACUGAGCCGUCUUACGUGGCCUGUACAACAGAGAAGAUCUUUGAGGAAAAGAAGGAGCUGUAUGAUGUGUACAUUGACAAUCAGAAUGUAAAGACACAUAGAGAGAGCCUCCAGCCUCUGCUUAGACUCAACAGUGCGGACAGAGAGAAGUAUCGCAAGCUCUGUGAGCAAAGACAGUUGCUGCUGUACUCUCAGGAGGUGGAUGGAGACUGCACUUCUAAUGAGGAAGAGCUCUUCAUUUUGUUCUUCAUGGAGCAGAACAACAGAAUCUUCCAGACCCUGUCUGAGGUGGCAGGGAGCGCCGAUCCUACCCUGACUGCUGAACACGUGAGAGCCAUGGGGCUGGAUCCUCAGGGUGACCGCAGUUUUCUCGUCGACCUGCUGGAAAUCUACGGCAUCGACGUCAUGCUGGUUAUCGACAACCCCUGCUGCCCGAGCCAUUCCUGACCCCUCUGGACCGCACUGAUACUGCUAACACCAAAAGGUGCAAUCCAUCUGCAGGCUUUUUGUGCACUCUGCAGCCAGGCAAUCCAGUGACGUCUUUCUGCUUGUCUAUCUUAUGUGCUUAGUGUCCUACCAGCCAUCUUGGAUUUCUUCUCAACUUGUUUCAAAAACAUGAUGAUCUCUGUGCCUCUCUCUACUGCUUUUUAUUGUGUGGUCUUCACCUGUGACUUUGUUCUUCUAGCCAGUGCUGUCUGGGGGAACUGAAGUGAAUAUAAAUCUGCUUCACUUGGACACCGGAGAAUUGGAAAAACAGUCCGUCAGCGGGGAACUCUCACUUCCCGGAUCCACGUAUUUAUGCUGGUAACAGCGGUUUAGUAAAGUCUGCUUUGAAUGUCAGAUCUGUAUUUCUAAAACUUUUAUGGAUGUUGCAUAUUACACACAUUACUGUGAUGGUGAAGAUUUUCACAGUCUUUGCCACAUUUUUUUAACUUAAUCAUGUACAUGUAAACAGUCGUUUCAUUUUGGGAAAAAACAGACAUCAGUCUCUUUUUGUUGUGUUACUUGUGGAUUUUUACUGUGCAUGGACAAUAGACACAAUCUGUUCCCUACUCUAGUUUGGCACAGCACUUAAUGACUUAUAUGAAUGGGGGUGAACAACAGUGUACCCAAAUGUUAUCUGAUGAAUGUGGCUGUCAUUUCAAUGCUGUCUAUGCCAUUCUCUUGUUUAAGCAUUUGCAAUUAUUACACUUACUAAAUGGACUGAAAACUACUGAAUUUAAACAUAAAAUGUGUAUUUGUUCAUUCUUGACACUCUUGGUACUGAAUGUAAAUUGUACAUUUAAUGCACAUAUGAUUUAAACAGACACAGAAAUGUGACCUUCAGCUUUUGGAGUCCCUUAAUCUGUUCUGAAGAAAUGAAUGUGAUUCUAUUCCUGUCUGUUAUCAGUGAAUGCUCCUGAUUAUUAUUUGUUAAAGACUUUGAAUAUGUAUUAUUAUUUUAAUGUAUUUGGGUCGAUCAUUUCUGGAUAACAGCAGCAAACUGGCCUCACAAGGCUGAUCGAUUGUGGUUUUGUGUGCGUUUAUAUUUUCAUCCUGUAACUGGACACUUAAUUAUUCAUAAAGCUGGUGAAUUUUAAAAGAAAAUUUCAAUGGAAAAGUAUUUACUUGACCAUGAGUUUAAGUAAACCUUGAGUUUACAGUUUCCGUUUAUUUCAACCUUCUAAUAAAAUAAUUAAUGAUAAUCGAUUUCUUGAGAAUGAGUGCAGGCACUCAGGUUUGUCACAGUUUGAUGGAUGAAGAUCUUUAAAUUACAUUAAAUAAAAUAUUUAAAUUAACAAUAAAUACUACUGUUGAUUAUAACCUAGAUUUGAUUGAAUGUGAAUAUUGUUUUUACAUUUCUUAUCUAUCAUAGAACUUUCUAUAUUAUAAAUCUUUGAAACCAUCCUCUUGUAGGAUGUUGGUUGGUUAUUUAGUGUCCUAUUGUAAAUGAAUGGAGAUGUAUAUUAUUGUACAGGUUGUCUGGUGUUGUGUAUGUGCGAUAGUUUUGUGAGUUAUCUAAGUGCUACACAAGUCUUUGUCACAAUAACAAGCUUAAAUAAUGUUGGGUUUUACUCUACUGGUAUCACAAAGCACUAGUGUAAUGCCUCUGUCUUACACACUAUACCUAUACAGUAAUACAAACUAACAGCAUGUGUCUGUGGUUUUAAAGCCACUGAUUCUUAUUCACAUUUGGAAAUAAACGGUUCCUUCUUUUCUAUCA
Messenger RNA from Carassius auratus (goldfish), 3464 nucleotides. RefSeq names its product DENN domain containing 11 (gene dennd11). The transcript is spliced from 10 exons. Gene Ontology annotation, cellular component: cytoplasm. The record is from RefSeq and is a predicted model, not a curated record. Bases 218 to 1708 code for a protein of 496 amino acids. Lineage: Eukaryota; Metazoa; Chordata; Actinopteri; Cypriniformes; Cyprinidae.